UUCUGCUCCGCCUCCCAACGACACGACCCCCUUCUCCUCCUCCGCCACCACCUCCGCCUCCGGCCGCCAUGCUACUGCCUUCUCCUCCGCCCUCCGUUUCCUGACUCAGCCGCUGCCCCUACGACACCUCCUCUCCUCUAAUCGAGGUACACUACAAAGGAUUUCUUGUUUGCGCGCAGUGGAUUUCUCAGCUGUUGGAUGCAAGCGUAACAUGUGCCCAACGAUCAAUUCAUUAACCCAAGACCUGCCUCGGAUCAAUCCCGCCGCUUUCGUCUACCUCUUCGAGUCUGGCUGAUGGGAGGUGCCCGUCAGCAACCGGGCGUGGACGGACCUUCCCUCAGAGAUGCCAGACUGCUUGGGAACGGCGCCGUGGGUGUGGCUGGAGGCUAUGGGGAGGACGACUUGAGGAGCAGUGACCGGCCGGAUGGCCUGCUCAGCGGGCCAACCGCUGGUCCGCAGCAGGGAAGUGACAUGGAAAACCACCAGCAGCAGGUCUGCUGGGAGCGCUUCCUCCAGAAGAAGACUAUCAGAGUCUUGCUCGUGGAGAGUGAUGAUUCAACUAGGCAGGUGGUCAGUGCCCUGCUUCGUCACUGCAUGUAUGAAGUUAUCCCCGCCGAAAAUGGCCAGCAAGCAUGGAGUUAUCUUGAAGACAUGCAAAACAACAUAGAUUUUGUUUUGGCUGAGGUUUUUAUGCCUGGUAUAUCUGGAAUAUCUCUGCUGAGUAGGAUCAUGAGCCACAGUAUUUGCAAGAAUAUUCCAGUGAUUAUGAUGUCUUCGAAUGAUGCCAUGGAUACUGUCUUUAAAUGUUUGUCAAAAGGUGCCGUUGACUUUUUAGUCAAGCCUAUACGUAAGAAUGAACUUAAGAACCUUUGGCAGCAUGUGUGGAGACGGUGCCAGAGUUCCAGUGGCAGUGGAAGCGAAAGUGGCAUUCAGACACAGAAGUGUGCCAAAUCAAAAGGCGGUGAUGAAUCCGAUAACAACAUUGGUAGCAACGAAAACGAUCACGAUGAUGAUGCAAGCAUGGGACUUAAUGCAAGGGAUGGCAGUGAUAAUGGCAGUGGCACUCAAGAUUUAAAUGAUCUGAUGGGGUUGGGUGGCAAUCAGAGAAUGGCGCAGAGCUCGUGGACUAAGCGUGCUGUGGAGAUUGACAGUCCACAGGAUAUGUCUCCAGAUCAGUUAGCUGAUCCACCUGAUAGCACUUGUGCACAAGUGAUCCACCCAAAAUCGGAGAUAUGUAGCAACAGAUUGCUACCAGGUACAGCCAACAGAAACUUCAAGAAGCAAAAAGACACUAAUGACGAGGGGAAGAACUUGGAGAUAGGUGCCCCUAGAAAUUUAAAUAUGGAUCAUCAAUCUUCCCCAAACGAGAGACCCAUCAAACCAGCAGAUGGACGUUGUGAGUACCCACCAGAAAACAAUUCAAAGGAAUCAAUGAUAGAAAAUUUAGAGGAGCCAACUGUUCAAGCUGCUGAUCUAAUUGGUUCAAUGGCCAAAAACAUGGAUGCCCACCAGGCAACAAGAGCUGCAGAUGCCCCUAAUUGCUCUUCCAAAGUGCCAGAAGGGAAAGAUAUGAACCGUGACAAUGUUUUGCCAUUACUUGAGUUGAGUUUGAAGAGGUCGAGAUCAUCUGUAGGUUGUGCCAAUACAGGCCAAGAUGAACAACGGAAUAUAUUAAGACGAUCAGAUCUCUCAGCAUUCACAAGGUACCAUACAUCUGUAGCUUCCAAUCAAGGAGGGACAGGAUUUGUCGGGAGUUCUUCGCCGCAUGAUAACAGCUCUGAGGCUAUGAAAACGGACUCUACUUACAACAUGAAGUCAAAUUCAGAUGCUGCUCCGAUAAAACAAGGCUCCAAUGGCAGUAGCAAUAACAAUGACAUGGGUUCCACUACAAAGCCUACUACAAAUAAGGAGAGAGUGAUGUCCCACUCAGCUGUUAAGGCUAAUGCACACACAUCAGCGUUUCAUCCUGUGCAGCACUGGACGGUUCCAGCUAAUGCAGCAGGAAAAGCGAAGGCUGAUGAAAUGGCCAACAAUGCAACUAAGAAUGGUCACCCUGGUGAAGUGCAGAGCAACCUCGUGCAACACCCUCGUCCAAUCCUUUAUGUCCAUUUUGAUGUGCCACGGGAGAAUGGUGGGUCAGGAGCUCAGCAAUGUGGUUCCUCCAGCGUAUUUGAUCCUCCACUUGAAGGUCAAGCUGCCAACUAUGGUGUGAAUGGGAGCAACUCAGGCAGUAACAAUGGAACCAAUGGGCAGAAUGGAAGCAACGCUGGCACAAGUACGGCUGCUGCAAAUGAUGAAAGGACAAACACGGAGAUUGAUAAUGGUGCCAUUGACAAAAGUGGACCUGGAGGUGGCAAUGGGAGUGGAAGUGGCAGCGGCAAUGACACAUAUGUGAAACGCUUCGCCCCAGCCAUUACACCACGAGAAGCACGACUGAUGAAAUAUUGGGAGAAAAAGAAAGAUCGAGACUUUGGGAAAAAGGUGCGAUACCAGAGUAGAAAGAGGUUGGCUGAUCAGCGGCCGCGGGUCCGUGGGCAGUUCGUGAAGCAAGCUGUGCAAGAUCAGGGUGGACGGGAAGGAGCUGGAGAUAGAUGACCCCCCUGGUGUGGCUCCCGCUUGACAAUUAGACAGUUGAUUCUUCCAUCGCUUAUGAUCUGAUAUGGUCGACUACACCCCAUCCUUCAUUUCCAUCAUUGGUUUCUCCACAUUCAGAGUCUAUUACCUAUGCUAGAAAGAAUAAACAACGAACUCCGAUCCUAUCAAUCAAUCCCCGUAAGCAUGUAGAGGAGCAAGUGCAUGUCUUGACUCCAGAUGGACUGUAAUUCUACGCGGAGUCAUGCUCGCUCCUAUGUAGCUAAGCAUGUACAAGUGUACUCGUAA
Molecule: messenger RNA, 2880 nt
Organism: Panicum hallii
Lineage: Eukaryota; Viridiplantae; Streptophyta; Magnoliopsida; Poales; Poaceae
Product: two-component response regulator-like PRR37
Exons: 10
Coding region: 295-2595 (766 amino acids)
Biological process (GO): phosphorelay signal transduction system; cytokinin-activated signaling pathway
Molecular function (GO): protein binding
Source: RefSeq, a predicted model, not a curated record